AGAGUCCCCUAUGCAGAAUUUCACCAGGUCUUUGGCUUCCCACACAGAUCAACAGCAACUCUCCAAAACAAACACCUUCUCUUCUACGAACUGAGGAGUUCCUCAGGCAGAGUAGUCCAAAAAGGCCACGCUACAAACUGCACCGAGCAAGACAACCAUCCAGAAUCUCUGCUGUUUGAGGCGGGUGGUUAUCUGGAUGCAGUCACAGGUACCCACCAAAACAUCAGAUGCAUCAUCCUCUACUCCAAGUACUCACCCUGUAACGAGGCUUACCGCUGCUGCCCAAGUAAAAUCUACCAUUUCUUGCUGAAGCACCCACAAAUCACACUCUGCAUCUAUUUCUCUCAGCUCUAUCACACCGAGGACAGUUUCCCCACCGCCGCGUGGAACCGCGAGGCUUUGCGGAGCCUCUCCAGCCUGUGGCCUCGGGUGACCCUGCAGGGACUGCCUGGGGGGACACGGCGCUACCUCCUCUAUAAUUUUGUGUCCGGCAUCCCAGGGUCAACCCUCUGUCACCCAACCCCACCGUCAAGAACCUUAGCAGAUGGGCAAAAUCCACAUCAAAUUAACACCUUAACGGGAAGGAAGCUGUAUUUUGG
Antrostomus carolinensis (chuck-will's-widow) is the source of this 599-nucleotide messenger RNA. It is a transcript of the gene APOBEC4, whose product is annotated as apolipoprotein B mRNA editing enzyme catalytic polypeptide like 4. The record is from RefSeq and is a predicted model, not a curated record. The annotation marks the transcript as partial. NCBI's taxonomy places the organism in Eukaryota, Metazoa, Chordata, Aves, Caprimulgiformes, Caprimulgidae. The transcript has a single exon.